This is a messenger RNA of Harmonia axyridis, 2263 nucleotides long. RefSeq names its product protein MTO1 homolog, mitochondrial. Gene Ontology annotation, molecular function: flavin adenine dinucleotide binding. The record is from RefSeq and is a predicted model, not a curated record. The transcript is spliced from 10 exons. Lineage: Eukaryota; Metazoa; Arthropoda; Insecta; Coleoptera; Coccinellidae. Gene Ontology annotation, cellular component: cytosol. Bases 201 to 2189 code for a protein of 662 amino acids. Gene Ontology annotation, biological process: tRNA wobble uridine modification; tRNA methylation.
GUGGACUAGAACACAUAUGACAUUAACCUCCAAAAAUUCAAGUUCGAUUUUAGGUUGUGAUGAAUUUAAACAAAUUUUGAUUAUUCUUUGAUUCAGUCCCUAGAUUUCUCAGAAUAUUUCCUACGAAAAAAACUUGGAAUUGCUGAAUUACACUACUAUUAUUUGCCACCGAUUUUCAACGUGUUCUAUACAGAAUUGAAAUGUUUUCAUCAACAAAAUAUUCAUUUCUUUCGACAUUAAGGAAAAGUUUGAUUUCAAAUCGAUGGUAUUCUCAUGGAAAAGCAUACGACGUUAUUGUUAUUGGCGGGGGACACGCUGGUAGUGAAGCAUGUGCUGCUGCAGCAAGAAUGGGGGCCCGAACUCUUCUAAUAACUCAUAAGAAAGAGACUGUUGGGGAAAUGUCUUGUAACCCUUCAUUUGGAGGAAUAGGUAAAGGUCACCUUAUUAAAGAAGUGGAUGCUUUGGAUGGAGUUUGUGGAAGGAUAUGCGAUAUGUCGGGAAUCCAAUACAAAAUAUUGAAUCGUAGGAAAGGUCCUGCUGUAUGGGGCUACAGAGCACAAAUUGAUAGAAAAUUGUAUAAAAGAAAUAUGCAAAAUGAAUUAUUCAACAAUACUCCUAACUUGGAUAUUUUUGUUGGGGGAGUUGAAGAUCUCAUAGUUGAUAAGCCAAAUGAGUAUGAAUCUAAAAUUAAAAAUCAACUUUCAUGCAAAGGAGUUAUAAUGAAUGAUGGGACAAAGAUUUUAUCUAAAAGUGUUGUUAUUACAACUGGGACGUUUUUAAAUGGCCAUAUAAAUAUUGGUUUGACGAUAAUCCCUGCUGGACGUAUUGGAGAUAAACCAGCAAUUGGUCUCGCUAAAACUCUUUCAUCUUUGGGAUUGAGAAUGGGAAGGCUUAAAACUGGUACACCACCGAGGCUCAAAGCUGAUACCAUAAAUUAUAAUGUAUGUGAACAAUCAGCGGGAGAUGAUCCUCCUUUGCCUUUUUCUUUUAUGAACGAUGAAGUAUGGAUAAAGGCAAAAGACCAAUUGAACUGUCACAUCACUUAUACAACCCCAGGAGUAGAAAAAGUGGUGAAAGACAAUUUACACGUAAAUAGACAUGUAAUGGAAGAAAUCAGAGGGCCACGAUACUGUCCAAGUAUCGAAUCAAAAGUUCUCAAAUUUGGUGGAAGGAACCAUCAGGUUUGGCUUGAACCGGAAGGUUUAGAUUCCGAUUUAAUUUAUCCCAAUGGACUUUCCUGCACAUUACCUGCAGAAUUACAAGUGGAUUUAAUUCAUAGCAUUCCUGGAUUAGAAAAUGCCGAAGUUGCAAGACCAGGUUACGGAGUCGAGUACGAUUACGUUGAUCCGAGAGAACUGAAGGCGAGUUUGGAAUUGAAAAAGGUCGGAGGACUUUUCCUUGCGGGACAAAUUAACGGAACCACCGGAUACGAAGAGGCCGCAGCUCAAGGAAUCGUAGCUGGCAUAAACGGUGCAGCUUUUGCUCUCGAUAAGAGUCCCUUGAUCUUGAGCAGAACUGAGAGUUACAUAGGUGUUUUGAUUGACGAUUUGACAACGCUAGGAACUAAUGAACCUUAUAGAAUGUUUACCUGUCGAUCAGAGUUUAGAUUAAGUUUGAGACCUGAUAAUGCCGAUCAGAGGUUGACUGGCAAAGGAUACGAAGCAGGAUGUGUAUCGAAACAAAGAUACGACAAGAUGAAAAAAAUUGCAGAAGAGUUAAGUCAUGGAAUUGAUUUACUUAAAGGAAUCAGCAAACCUUGUUCGCAUUGGAGAAAACUUCUAGAUAUAACGGCAGUUAAAAGCCACGCAUUGAAAAGUGCUUUCGAUAUAGUGGACCUAACGAGGGGAGUUACCAUUGAAAAACUAUCAGAAGUCAUACCAGAACUAAAACCUCUGACUUACAACAAAGAACUGUUAAAUCGUCUGCAUAUUGAAACCAUCUACGAAUUCCUUACCAAAGAACAACUGGAAGAAAUCAGGCAAUUGAAACAGGAUGAAAGCUAUAAACUUCCUGAAGAUUUGGACUACAAUAGCAAUAAGUUGCAAUUGAAAUUUGAAGAGAGAGAGAAAUUAUUAGCAGUGCAACCUCAGACUAUUGCUGCAGCUAGCAGAAUACCUGGUGUUACUCCAACAUCUAUAAUCAGAUUAUUGCAGUUUGCGAAGAAAGAAUACUCUGUUGAAAACAAUUAAAUCAUUAAUUAUUGUUAUGUACAAAAAUUAUUCCAUAAGUGUCAUCUAUGUAAAAUAUAAGUAUAUAAGAUAAA